UGCUCUGUACACUUCAUGCAUAUGCAUAGUACGGCUAGCUUCACGUCACGUAAACAAAAUGGCGGCCAACAGAAACGCAACAGAGUCGUCGUACGUACGCCCUUACUAAAAUCAUGCGUCAACAAGCGUCAACAAGCCUCAACUGGCGUCAACAAACUUCAACCGUCGUCACCACACUACAACAAAUUUUGUAGAAGUUUUGGAAAAUCAAAAACAGCUUUUAUAAUAUUAUACGGUUCUACAACAGAGUCACCGACUAACACCACAGGCACAGGCACCGAAGCCACUGAGCCAGGCACUGAAGCCACAGAGUCUGGAACCAAUGGCACAGAGUCAGGCACCGAAGCUGUAGAGUCAGGAACCAGUGGCACGGAGUCGGGCACCGAAGCCACAGAGUCGGGCACCGAAGCCACAGAGUCGGGCACCGGUAGCACGGAGUCAGGCACCGAAGGCACAGAGUCGGGCACCGAAGCCACAGAGUCGGGCACCGAUAGCACGGAGUCAGACACCGAAGGCACAGAGUCGGGCACCGAAGCCACAGAGUCGGGCACCGAUAGCACGGAGUCAGACACCGAAGCCACAGAGUCAGGCACCGAAGCCACAGAGUCAGGCACCGAAGCCACAGAGUCGGGCACCGAAGCCACAGAGUCGGGCACCGAAGGCACAGAGUCGGGCACCGAAGCCACAGAGUCAGGCACAGAAGCCUCAGAGUCAGGCACCGAAGCCUCAGAGUCAGGCACCGAAGCCACAGAGUCGGGCACCGAAGCCACAGAGUCGGGCACCGAAGCCACAGAGUCGGGCACCGAAGCCACAGAGUCGGGCACCGAAGCCACAGAGUCAGGCACUGAAGCCACAGAGUCAGGCACCGAAGCCACGGAGUCAGGCACCGAAGCUGCAGAGUCAGGAACUGAUGGCACAGAGUCAGCAACCGAUGACACGGUGUCAGGCACCGAAGCCGCAGAGUCGGGUACCGAAGCCACAGAGUCAGGCACUGAAGCCACAGAGUCAGGCACCGAAGCCACGGAGUCAGGAACUGAUGGCACUGAGUCAGCAACUGAUGACACGGUGUCAGGCACCGAAGCCGCAGAGUCGGGCACCGAAGUCACAGAGUCGGGCACUGGGGGUGCUGACACAACCGUCUCCGGCACAUCUGCUCCGGAGUCAUCAACGGUCUCAGACACUGACGCUCCAGUUGUAACCUGUUCCGGCAAUGUUCCUUCAGUAACGGCAGGCUUUGGGAGUGUCAGUGCUGUUGUGUCAUGGUUGUCAAUGCCUUCAGCUACUGAUAAUGUUGACACCAUUGACGCUGGCAGUAUUACAUGUCAGGAUAACUUAGAUAAUACUGUGGUGUCAGGAGGCACAUAUGCUGUUGGCGUGACAACGGUAACAUGCAGAGUCAGUGAUGCUGCCUUAAACGAAGGAUCAUGCCAGUUUACCAUCACUGUAACAGCAUGUGGAUUGACUGCUUCAAGUUGUGCUAAUGGAGGGACUUUUGAUGCUCAGUACUGCGAAUGUGUUUGUCCUCAGACUCAUUCAGGAGCAACUUGCGGAGAUACCAACCCGUGUUUGACUAGUCCUGGAGCGCUCUGUUCAGAUGCGACGUCAGGACAAUACUGUCAACCUUCCUCCGAUGCUCCUGGCUACACAUGUCAGUGUCGCAACCAAGAUGGAUAUUUCAUGGUUUCUACUGCAUGUCUACGGCGUCCAACCAUAGUUCUCACCUUCAGAGCACCUUUAGAGGUGUUCAUAGAUGCCUACAGGAAUCCAACCUCAACCGCAUUUAGAGCGAAGAUUGCCAUAUUGAAACGACUGAUCUUGCUUCGACUGAGGAAUUCUGCAUCCACCGCUAGCGUUGUAUCAGUAUCUGUCCUCAUCCUUGAACCAGGAAGUGUCAUAUCCACCGUGGCUGUGGAAUUCCCAGAAAAUCAAGUUCUUCCGAGAGCCGGUGUAGUUUCAGCUUUGUCAUCUGGCGAUCUCACCGAUGGCACUGAAACAGUCAGUGUUGAUCCGGCUUCAGUAACUGUUCAAGAUGCAACAACAGAGUGUGCACCAAACUACUGCAGUAAUGGUGGAGUAUGUGUGAGGUCUGGCUACUUCCCUAACUUUGUAUACACAUGCAGUUGUCAGACUUCAUUUACUGGACAGCGAUGUGAGACAAUCAUUCCAGUUCCAGUGGAUCCAUCAACGGUGCCGGAGCCACCCAGCGUUACACUACCACCUCAAGGUGGACUAUCUACAUUAGCAAUCAUCCUCAUCGUCGUUGGAUUCGUUCUCCUUCUGCUCCUCAUAGUAGGCCUGUUCCUUUGUUUCAUGUUCUUUCAAUCACAACGGUAUGCAAGACCUCUGCCUGUCUACAGAAGUAGAAGAAAGCCUGUGACCGCGCUGGUUCCUGUUGAUUACGAUGAUUACCAAACCUUGCCUCACGAUGCUUACCGUAGGUCAGAGAUCAAUAGAGAUGACAUCAGGAUGGAGUCUUUGAGACGCGUUAUAAUCGAUUCCCCAUACUUGAAGCAGGGUUUGACAGGGCAACAAGACUUCAUUCGUCCCUAUGUGGUUACAGGAAUGGAAGGAGUGUACAAUGACUAUCCCAUGUAUGAUGGCAGUUCUGCAGGUCGUGUAGUCUACAAUCCCGGCGUGUUCUAGUUAACUUUAGAAACCCAAUGCAGACUAUUGUGGUUUAUGUUAGUUGAUGUUGCCAGUAUACACCCUUUGCAUUCAGACGCCAUGUUUUCUUAUUUAAAUUUAUUAACAGUGAAAAGACUUAUAGGGCUUCAUGAGGUGAAUUUUUCUUAGAAACACUUAUUGAAAAGUGCACUUCUUUAAAUAUUUAAAAUAUUUCCCUGCUUUCCAGGCAACUGAGGGCGCUAUUGCUGUGAUUUCAUUUCAGGAAGACUUUGUUCAGUUUAGGGGAUUUCUGUUCAAAUUGUUAACCCAAAAAUGUGCUCAUUGAAAAUAUUGCUGGGAAAGGUUUGCUCAUUUGCUUACUGCCAUGUCCUGAUACAACAAAUCACUAAAGAAAGGAAAAUUUACGACAGCAAAAUAUCCAAAAUAGUGGUAACUUAUGGUGCUGAAAUAUCUGUAACAUGGAGGUUUCUGCCUGAAAUGACAUCACACUUUCGCUCAUAAAUAUGGACAUUUUCAUUGGCAUAAAGUAAAAACCAAAGACACACCAAAAUACCCUUGAAAAUGGCAAAAUGAAAAUUGUAAAUGAGGUUAAAUGGGGCACAAAGGUGCAUUUUCAAGGUCUGCAUUAAAAAACUGACAUUGCAUGGGCCAUUUGAUAUAAGAGGCCUUUGUGUUUUGCUAUUUAACAAAAGCACACACCUCAAUAAUGGUUGAAAUUGAAAUAUCUAUUUUUAUCCUUCAUUCUACCAUGAGUAUCUUGGGAACCUGUGAGGGCAAAUAUGUAUUAGUGCCUUGGUGGUAAUGCUAAUAUGGCCCCCUGGAGGAAAUAAUCAUUCCAGAGAAGUGAAGUUUGGAUACAUUAAAUAUGUUUUGCAGAGUAUGCGUGACGUGUUUUCAACAAAUUAAAGUGAGAGGAAUUCCUUUAAAGUCGAUGUAUACUUGCCUGUUGGGUGUGGCACCUUGAAAAAUAGAUUUUCAAAUUGAAUUGAUAAUUUUCUAGCAUUACAUUAGUUAUGAGCUUUCCCAUGAGACAACAAAUGAAAACAAAAAUCGUUCUGAAUACAGUGUGCGCAAUUUCUGAACUGGAGCGUGCCACUUUUUAAAGCUGUAGAAAGGCCUGCAAAAACAGACAAGCAAAUUCAUUUGUUUCAGGGCAUUAUAUUCCUUUAAAUUUUGUUCUGUAAAGAAAAUUUAAAUUUUGAGAAAGCAUGUAUAUACCAACUUUAUAGAAAUGACACUAAAAUAUUUGUAACAGUAAUGUUGUAUAUAUUCAGUUACAAUUUUUACUUUUUAAAAAUCAUUUCACACCUUUCUUUCUUGAUACAUGUAUUCUUCAUUUACUUGAAAGUUAGGUGGAGUUAAAAUACGGAGGGUAGGUUACUUUUCAGUUGUUGUUUGUACUUACAUAGUAUAUUUUGAUUAAGUAAUUAAAUGUAAUGCUUGUUUACUGUGAGGAAGGUUGGUCAAACCAUUACUAACCAUUUAGACCAUGGUGUAUGAAAAUGUAUUACGGAAAAAAGCGUACAGAAGUGUUUGGAAGUCGGUAUAUGUAUAUAAAACUUUAUAUCAACAAUAUAUGGGCCUGGUUUAAGUUGAUAUAUCUUGUUCAAAAUAGUUAUUCUGUCAAAAGGUUUCAGGACUUUGGUUUUGAUUGAAAACAAUGCUCAGAGAAAACAUUGCAGUCAGAAAGAAAAUAGUUCUGUGAUGUAGAAUUGGUCUGGAAGAUCUUUCAUUGUUUUCAUUGUUGAAAAGAAAUCUGUAAAUAUUCUUAUUAUUAAAGUUGGUGCUGUUUAUUAUUGGUGUGUUGAUAUAUCUGAUCUGGAAUCAUUCAUGCCUGCGAUGCAUAAGUGGUUCAUAUGAUUGUUCAUUGUUGAUAUGAUAAUCUUGCAUAAAUUAUGUGUUAAUAAAUCUUGAAUUGACACAUUGAA
Messenger RNA from Patiria miniata (bat star), 4553 nucleotides. RefSeq names its product mucin-22-like. The transcript is spliced from 12 exons. Lineage: Eukaryota; Metazoa; Echinodermata; Asteroidea; Valvatida; Asterinidae. The coding region runs from base 16 to 2643 and encodes 875 amino acids. Gene Ontology annotation, molecular function: Notch binding. The record is from RefSeq and is a predicted model, not a curated record.